AAUAGGAAAAGUAAGGCUGUAAUGGCGGCUGCGGCUGAAGUCGAACAGCAGGUGCCGGUGGACCGCGCUGAGGAGGGGCUCCGCACAGCGGCGGAGGAGCUGGCCGCCCAGAAGCGCGAACAGAGGCUGCGCAAAUUCCGGGAGCUGCAUCUGAAGCGCAAUGAAGCUCGUAAAUUGAAUCACCAGGAAGUUGUGGAAGAAGAUAAAAGACUUAAGUUGCCUGCAAACUGGGAAGCCAAAAAGGCUCGUUUAGAAUGGGAACUGCAGGAAGARGAAAAGAAAAAGGAGUGUGCAGCAAGAGGGGAAGACUAUGAGAAGGUGAAGUUGCUGGAGAUCAGUGCAGAAGAUGCAGAAAGGUGGGAGAGGAAAAAGAAAAGGAAAAAUCCUGACCUGGGAUUUUCAGAUUAUGCUGCUGCCCAGUUACGCCAAUAUCAUCGGUUGACAAAGCAGAUCAAACCUGACAUGGAAACCUAUGAACGACUGAGGGAAAAACAUGGAGAAGAGUUUUUUCCGACGUCCAACAGCCUCCUUCAUGGGACACACGUGCCUUCCACAGAGGAGAUUGACAGAAUGGUCUUGGACCUGGAGAAACAGUGAGUCCUCAGAGCAGCCUGCCUGUUAG
Urocitellus parryii (Arctic ground squirrel) is the source of this 622-nucleotide messenger RNA. The record is from RefSeq and is a predicted model, not a curated record. Lineage: Eukaryota; Metazoa; Chordata; Mammalia; Rodentia; Sciuridae.